CAGAGGUAUUUCAGAGAAUGUUUGUGUCAUAUUUAAUGAGAAAAGAUGAGAACACAAACAACCCAAUAAGAGACUAUAUUUAAGUUAUGACAAAACUGUGGAUGAACAACAGUCAUAUGUGUUAGUGCCAUUGCAACUGUCUAUUCCGAUGCUUUUGUGGACAAUGGGGACGAACCAGUUGUUACUGCAUGCCCUCUUGGGUAUAAUGGCUUUUGGUCUAUUCCCAAAACUUGAAGCUCAGGAUGCUUUGGCUGUUGGGAAGAGAGAUAUAAUUUUCCUCAUUGACAGUAGCAUGGGUACCAUCGUAGUCAAUGCAGUGCGAGAAUUCAUCAAAAGGUUUAUUGACACCAUGCCAAUUGGACCUGAUCAGGUGCAGGUCGGAGUGGCCAUGUUUUCCACCACCCCAAGAUCAGAGAUCAACCUCAACUCAUUCAGUUCAAAAGAAACCCUAAUCACUGGUCUCGCAAAAAUAAAACCCAAACCUUCGUUGAAGUCAACAUUGGUGCUGCCCUGGAUUUUGUGAGAACCAACAUGCUCAGAGCUGAGAGUGGGAGCCGCAUUGAAGAUCAAGUGCCACAGCUUGUGUUGCUCCUGACCACUAAAAAAUCUAAAGACAGUGUCCAACAGCCAGCUGAAGCUCUUCGUCAAAUGGGUGUUCUUACUUUGGCUGCUGGCUCCAGAGCUGCUGAAGAGGCUGAGCUCAGACAAAUAGCUUUUGAUGACAGUGUGGUUUUCAUGCUGAAGGACUUCAGGAUGUUGCUGCGUAACCCCAGAGAAAUCAUCUCCCCUCUCUCUACAUUGUCUGGUGUUGUUGUGUCAGAGGAUCCAACUGAAAUGGAUUCAAAGACAGUGUUGAUCGUGUACGCGCACCAGAGUGCAGGAUCUUUCAAUGCGGCCGCGAAAGAUGCUGCUGUGGAUGUGCUGAAGAAACAGGGCUUCAAUGUGCUUGUGUCUGACCUGUAUGAAAUGAGAUUCAAGGCCACAGCAACCAAAGAAGAUAUUACUGGACCAUUGAAGAACCCAGAACACUUUUGCUAUGAAGAAGAGACCAUGCUGGCCUGGCAGGAUGGGCGACUAGCUUCUGAUAUCUUAGAGGAGCAAAAGAAACUAAAAGAAGCAGAUAUUGUUAUCUUUCAGUUUCCCAUGUACUGGUUCUCUGUUCCUGCCAUCAUGAAAGGUUGGAUGGAUCGGGUCCUUACCCUUGGUUUUGCUUACACUUUGGAAAAACGCUACAGUGAGGGCAUCUUCAGGGAAAAGAAAGCCAUGUUAUCCUUCACCACUGGCUCCCAUGAGACCAUGUUCAACUCCAAUGGGAUCAAUGGAGACAUGAAUGUUACUCUGUGGCCAGUUCAGAAUGGUGUCCUCAACUACUGUGGCUUCCAGGUCCUCGCACCACAGAUCUUCCGGACACCGACACAUCUCUCUGCUGAGGCUCGUGGCAGCCUGUUGGAAGGCUGGCGUACUCGUCUUCAAGGUCUCUUUAGUGAAGUGCCACUCGCCUUCCCACCAGUAGACUUGUCUCAAAGCUAAUUUUUUUUUGUAGUGCUUUACCUGGAUAACAGUAGUUUAAUCCAUGGAAUCACAGAGCUUGACAGUGAAAAGUCUGUAUUGCACAUAUUUAAGAGCAGGUAAACAGGCAGCUCAUACAUGGAGAAUCUCUUUGUGAACAUUAAAAAUAAAAGCAAAAGUAUAAUAAA
This is a messenger RNA of Megalobrama amblycephala (Wuchang bream), 1697 nucleotides long. RefSeq names its product ribosyldihydronicotinamide dehydrogenase [quinone]. NCBI's taxonomy places the organism in Eukaryota, Metazoa, Chordata, Actinopteri, Cypriniformes, Xenocyprididae. The record is from RefSeq and is a predicted model, not a curated record. Gene Ontology annotation, molecular function: NAD(P)H dehydrogenase (quinone) activity. Gene Ontology annotation, cellular component: cytosol. The transcript is spliced from 8 exons. Bases 532 to 1530 code for a protein of 332 amino acids.